AUGUCUGCCUUCGACUCCGUGGCCGGGCGUGGCCUGGACAAAGAGCUACCAGCACCACCGAUCGACACUGUGGCACCUCGCGUGAUAAUCGAGGGCACCUCGAGCAGCGUGCUAGAUGAAUGCGAGGAUGGCGAGACGCAGCCCCUGCCAUCCACGCCCCGUCCCAGGCAACACCUCGAGACGUCGCCAUUGACGCUCCAAGGCCAUUCGCCCCCCGAAGCCUACCUCACACCCAUUGGGGGCUCGUACGAGAGCCCGGGUGGGUUUGAUGGCCGUCAUCAAGACUUCGACUCGCCUUCCUCGCCGCGCAUCCUCAAGCCCUCUACCUCCUCCGAGGGCGCAAAGUACGGGCUCGGCGUCACCACUUCUGAUCUCGGCACCGGCAUGAGAGGACUUUCGCUGCGAGACCUGCCCGAUCCUGCGACAUUUGAGCUGCCCGAAAGCAGCGACCCUAGCUUUUGCGUGGGUCCAAUUCCGCCUCCGGGCCACAGCAGUAGCAGCAGCAGCAGCACCCCAACGUGCUCAGAUGUCUCCUCUGCGCGCUUCUCUAUCUCGACGCGGGCCUCAAUCUGGACCGAGAAGAGCCACAGCAGCGCAGCGACGAGCCCAAGCACGUCAGGCAUCCUCAAGGCCGAUUCUCCGCUGGGCACCGAUCCUCGCGAGUACUUCAACGGCUCGGAGCCGUUCCGUUCAGGGCACUUUCCCUUGCCAAAUGCCGUCGCCAAGACAGCAGCCGAUGCGGCGCCCCGGUCGAUGGAGCACCGCGCCAUCAGUGCAGGUUCACUUCCUCCCUCAGAGACGGCCACUCUGUCGGGCCCCUUUGCCCACCAUCGUGCUCCCUCUUGGACGAGGCAAACGGGUCAUGGUGGUCUGACUCCCAUUCGCACCAACAGCCAGCAUCGACACGUGCCCCAGCAGGCUGUUGAUUCUUCCUCUUCUCCCAUUCUGCCUUCGCAGCUAGGGCCCUUUGCCGUGCCAGAUCGCAUUGCAUCGAGGGCGCGCACGCAUUCAGACGGCAGCAAGGGCCGCCCGGGAUCGUCUCGAAGCACGAAGAGCUCGUUAACCAAUGGCGGUGCCGACUCUAACGACAGUCAUCAGUACACUCGCGGGUCCAACCAUUCCUCCGUCGACUCCCAACCCGGCUCUCCCGGGAGCGCCAUCGGUCCGAGGACUAGCUCCCUCAAGAGGUCCUCGGCAAAAGGUUCUCUCGUCUCACCGCCGGCGCCGCCGCCACCGUUGCCAGCCUUGCACCUCCGCCAAUUAUCGCACGAUAAAAUUGACGCCACCAUCCGGCCGGCCCACCUUCGCCACGCAGCUUCGGACAGUGACUCGUCGACCACUUCCUCGAUGCGGAAUCGUCGGCGUGCCGCCGUACCCGACAGCUUCUUCUGCUCCGCAAAUAGCUACGGCUUGCCGGCCUUGGGCAGCAACAGCCCCGAGGGAUACCAGUCUCGGGGCGAUGGCAGCGAUCUGCCCUCCCAGGAUUCGGGUCUGGCCGUACGCGCCGUCGAGGAAGGCUAUGAGCAAAUCGUCAAUGGUCAAGGCCGUCGCGCAAAAGAAGUGGAAGGGCUCAUUGGUCCAAAGACGACGCAUCUUCUGUUGUCGGGCUGCAGCGGCGUCGACAAUGGCUUUCUCCAUCGUGUCUUAUCCCACACUGGCGAGUCACUGCUGGUUCUUGACGUCUCCGCUUGUGGCAUCACCUCUCUGCCACCUUGCCUGACUCUCUGCCAAGCCCUCGAGGAGUUGAAUGUCUCGCACAACACUCUGGUGGGACACAAUCCUCUAUCGCUUUGUGGAGACGUCCAGACCCUUCGCGUGCUCCUCGCCGAUUCAUGCGGGCUUCGAGGGCUGCCGAGGACCUUUGCCAAUCUCGAGAGACUGCAGGUCCUCAGUAUCCGCAACAAUUUCCUCACCCAUGUUCCGAGCUGGGUCCACCGCCUUGCACUGCUCGAGAUUCUCCUUCUUCAAGACAACACUUUCCACCGUACCUGGCGAGAGAUCACCACACUCCUCGUCGAUUCUCCGCUUUCAUCCUGUUUCACGUCCAGCGACGAAUCAUGGAUGAAAGAACGAUCCCUUUCCGCAACGACGACGGUCUCUUCGGGCACCGACACGAGUCUGCCAAAGGAAGAUGAGCUCGAGGAGCUCGAUGAAGAAGUCGGGCAGCCAACCUCGGCGCCAGCUCGAAGCGAGGCAGGAAGGCCCGCCCAUGCUUUCAGGCCAUUGAUGAGGAGGAUGCGAAGUAAUAACGACAUCCAGAGGGCACUUGACGAGCCGGCUGCUCUAGACGAACCUGACAGCUCAAAGCAGUCACCCGACUUCGAUAGCGACGGACCCCGCAGCUUCACGCAGCUCGACAAUGAAAAGGGUUGGGGGCUCUUCAAGCGCAAGCUGCGAAAGAAAGCGUCUACCAGCUCUCUCAAUUCUAAUGCGAGCAGUUUGCAUCAAUCCAAGAGUCGGAGCAAUAGCAUCCUUCACCUUUCUCAGACCUCUACCGAUCGGCUCGACAUCCUCCCUCCGUCUGCGGAUCUCAAGAGCAGCCAUGCUCGAGGUGCAGACUCGACCCCCACAGGCGCACCGCCGCUCUCGCCGUUUGGUGACGGAAACUAUGUGGCGACACCCAUUGAGCUGUGCCCCUUCAAGACCUACCUGCAACUAUCGUUGCCAUGGAACGAAGCAGCGCCUGGCGCCUACCACGAACGACGUAGACACCUCUCUGCUCUCCGCUCCUUGAUGGCCUACCUGCGCGACCUCGACGACCUGACGCCACCAUCACCAAGGCACAUGCGCACCUUUGACACCUCUGUGAGCCCAGGAUGGCGCUCUGGACCGGCAUCCCCAAUCUCGCACUCCACAACACCUGAUACUUUGCGAACCAAGCAGUCCACGUCUUAUUUCUCACGAUCAACGUCGGCCUCCUCCAUCGCCCACCAGAUCGAAGGCGAGAGGCAGCCAAUCAAGGACGAUUCUGUGCGUCGACUCAAGAUACUCCACGAGAUCGUCGUCACAGAGCAAACGUACCUCCGCGGCCUCUGCGAGCUCGUCGACAUCUACGUCAAGCCAUCUAAGCUCGUCGAGGUCAACUCGGGAGUGCCUUGGAUCCCACAGAGCGAGCAUCGCAAAGUGUUUGGCGACAUUGAGGGGAUCAUGCAGUUUCACAAAGGUGCCUUUUUGCCGCUGCUCGAGGCUGCCAUUGCCCCUCUUCGUUCUGACGAGGUUGAGUUCGGCAAUAAUGCCGAGUUGACGGCAAACGUGGCUGAAGAGAUGGCCAACGUCUUCUUGCGACACCACGCCUUCUUCCGGAUGUACUCGUCCUAUGUCAACAACGUAGACGCUUCUCAGCGCAGAAUACAGACGUGGAUGGCGGUCCCUUCUAGCCAGACGCACAGCAGUAACAACAGCGCAAGCAGCAAGCUUCGUCCUUCGACGAGCGGCGGAGUCGCAAGCGCCAGAGAGCAAGGACAACAAGAUGGCUUCCUUGCUCCCAAAGAGCGUAAGCGUAUCCGAGCAUUCAUGCAACGGGCCCGCAAGGACCGCCGGCAUUCGCAGCUCUCCCUCGAAGCAUACCUUUUGCUUCCCGUGCAAAGGAUCCCGAGGUACCGCCUCCUGCUCGAGGACCUGGCUCGGAGCACGCCAGAAGAAAGACUUCGGGACCCCGCGUCUGUCAAAUCUGCCCUGGAAGCUAUCUCGACGGUUGCCUCGUCGAUGAAUGAGAGCAAGCGCCAGUCGGAGAAAGAUCGGAGACUUCUGGCGUGGCAAACGAGGAUCCGUCCCCUUCGAGGAGGUAGCCUUAAUAGCAAUGGGAGAGGAGGCAACGACUAUGCCUGGCCCUCGCCACUCGUACAACCUCAUCGAAGGCUCAUCAUGGACGGCCAAGUCGUCCUGAAGCGUGUCGUGGAACGCACUGCUGCUUUUCACGCACCCUCUGAGUCGAUCUGGACCGAAGAAGAGGAAGAGGACGCCCUUGCGUCGAUUGGAGAAAGCUUCUCGCUCGGCGAUGAGCUCCAGGAUCGGAGCGACAAUUGGCGAAUGGUCCAGCAGCAGCCACGGAGGAUGGUCCAGGUGGACCGGUUAGAGCAGACAGUCCAACAGCGACCUUUGACGCUCAUCGUCUGUAACGACAUCUGCGUUGCAGUCGUUGUUUCCAGCGACGCCUCUGGACCGGUGGACCUCUACGCCAUCUGGAGGCUUCGCGAGUCGCCUUCCUCGGAUGGCAUGCCACCCGUGACGAUCGUUGGCCAAUCGGUCCUUCGCAUCAUCGACACGAAGCGGAUAUUGUACUGCCAGGCCGCUUCUGUCGAAGAGGCCGAGACAUUGCGAGACGCCCUGCUGCAGCAAGUCGCACAUCAACAGGUGCAAGACUAA
Molecule: messenger RNA, 4365 nt
Organism: Acaromyces ingoldii
Lineage: Eukaryota; Fungi; Basidiomycota; Exobasidiomycetes; Exobasidiales; Cryptobasidiaceae
Exons: 2
Coding region: 1-4365 (1454 amino acids)
Biological process (GO): intracellular signal transduction
Molecular function (GO): guanyl-nucleotide exchange factor activity
Source: RefSeq, a predicted model, not a curated record